Dibothriocephalus latus is the source of this 216-nucleotide messenger RNA. The record is from the annotation of a GenBank genome assembly. NCBI's taxonomy places the organism in Eukaryota, Metazoa, Platyhelminthes, Cestoda, Diphyllobothriidea, Diphyllobothriidae.
AUGAUUUCACCUCCAGUCUUCUUGACUCUGCCUGGACACCGGCGUGUGUCCGGAGUCAAACUGGGCUGGGCUGAGGGUGAAAAGCCCGUUUUCCUCGAGAUUGGCGCCUUCUCCAUUGAUCAGAUCGACCGAUCCUCGGGAAGACCGGUGGCCUGUUACACUUACAAGGACAUUGAGGCGAUUGCAAAGGUUUGCAUUUUGAUUGUCUUUCGUUGA